This is a messenger RNA of Rhagoletis zephyria (snowberry fruit fly), 384 nucleotides long. RefSeq names its product cholesterol 7-desaturase-like. Gene Ontology annotation, molecular function: oxidoreductase activity. Gene Ontology annotation, biological process: cholesterol metabolic process. The record is from RefSeq and is a predicted model, not a curated record. Lineage: Eukaryota; Metazoa; Arthropoda; Insecta; Diptera; Tephritidae.
AUGCCUACAAAUACAAUUAUCGGGCCAUCAUUUGUACAUUUACAUUUGAAAACAUUUGCAUUCGGACAUAUUGAAAUACUGCAAACAGUUACACCUAUGGAACCGCUAGUUCAGAAGGUAGUUCACAGAUUCUAUGCGCGAAAGCCUUUAGGACCCCUUAUGAAGUUAAUGAUUUUUGCCGAAAGUGUUAUGUUUGAGCGGGAUGUUAUUAUGUGGAACAAUAAAAUAUUUCGAAACAACCCAAAACUAGUAAAAGAAGACUCUGCCAUAAAAAAGUUUCGUCACUGGUAUUCGCAAUUCUUCACAAAAAACAGCAAAUCUUUUAUAGAUGCACAUGAAAACUUGGACUGGUAGACAGGUUAUACUAUCUUGUGUGGAGGCUUC